Molecule: messenger RNA, 1252 nt
Organism: Clupea harengus (Atlantic herring)
Lineage: Eukaryota; Metazoa; Chordata; Actinopteri; Clupeiformes; Clupeidae
Gene: hadh
Product: hydroxyacyl-CoA dehydrogenase
Biological process (GO): fatty acid beta-oxidation
Cellular component (GO): mitochondrion
Molecular function (GO): NAD+ binding; (3S)-3-hydroxyacyl-CoA dehydrogenase (NAD+) activity
Source: RefSeq, a predicted model, not a curated record
CGUCUGCACGACCUUCCCAGUCGGUCGUCUGGAGAGGAAAUCAGAAAUAGCCUGCUUACCACUGUUCUCACUGAAUAUCAUCAUACUAGAUUAUUAGGCAGACAUGGCUUUCGCUACCCAUCAUAUAAUCAGGACACUAACGUCGUCUUCGGCCCGAAAUGCAGCAAUAAAACACGUAACUAUUAUUGGAGGUGGACAAAUGGGAGCAGGUAUUGCACAGGUGGCAGCUUCAACGGGUCAUACAGUUGUGUUGGUGGAUACAUCUGAGGAUAUCUUGAAGAAAGCUGCUAAAGGAAUAGAGGGCAGUCUGAAAAGAGUGGUCAAGAAGAAAUUUGCAGAUAAGCCAGAGGCUGGGCAGGAGUUCAUUCAGAAAGUUAUGAAGAAUGUGUCAGUAUCGACAGACGCAACCUCAACCGUCCAGAACACUGACCUGGUUUUGGAAGCCAUUGUGGAGAACCUCAAAAUCAAGCAGGGUCUCUUCAGUGCUCUUGACAAAGCAGCACCCCAACACACAAUCUUUGCCAGCAACACGUCCUCUCUUCCCAUCACGGAUAUUGCUAGCUCAACGGCAAGGCUGGAUCGGUUUGGAGGCCUUCACUUCUUCAACCCUGUGCCCAUGAUGAAACUUGUGGAGGUAAUCAAAACUCAGUCAACAAGUCCGGAAACCUUUGAUUCUCUGAUGGCGUUUAGCAAAGCUCUUGGCAAGAAUCCUGUCACAUGCCAUGAUACACCAGGAUUCAUUGUUAACCGUCUGCUGGUGCCCUACAUGAUGGAAGCAAUCCGACUGCAGGAGAGAGGUCAUGGAUCAAAAGAGGACAUAGAUAUGGCCAUGAAACUUGGUGCUGGCUAUCCUAUGGGCCCAUUUGAACUGCUUGACUAUGUGGGUCUGGACACUGCUAAGUUCAUCAUUGAUGGUUGGUAUGAGAUGGAGCCAGACAACCCCCUGUUUGCCCCGAGCCUCAUGCUAAACAAAUUGGUGGCUGAGGGUAAGUUUGGCAAGAAGAAUGGAGAGGGAUUCUACAAGUAUAAGUAACAACCCAGCUUCCCUUUGAGCUGAUAACUGGACAACAAACAGAAAGACCACAGCGGGCUCAAUUGUGGAACCCUCAGGUUAAGAAACGGACACUAAGUAGAAUAACCUAAACAUAAUUCCUGUGCCUUACAGAACAACAAAAGCCUUGUCAUUGUGAGUUAUAGUGUCAGUGUUUCAGUAACAUGAAUGCAUUAAAUGGCAUAAAAGCAUUUUCUGACA